Molecule: messenger RNA, 575 nt
Organism: Rhizophagus irregularis DAOM 181602=DAOM 197198
Lineage: Eukaryota; Fungi; Glomeromycota; Glomeromycetes; Glomerales; Glomeraceae
Source: RefSeq, a predicted model, not a curated record
ACAAAAAAAAACAAUAAAUUUUUCUGUUACCCAAAAAAAUAUAAAAACCAAAUAUCAAAAUCAAUCACACUCAAUCUACAGCCAUGAGCGAUAACUCUGAAAGCCAAGCUCAACGUAUCAUAGCUGAUACAUCUGAGGCACGUUCUGAACGCUCUUACAAAGCAGCAGCUCAUAAUCCAAGUAAUACUCAAGAAGGACGUCUUCAUGCAGCCGAGAAAUUAGCCGAAUUGCAUGAACAACGUACUGGCGAAUCUUUGGAUCCUAAACAUGAGGCGACUAUUGGCGAAAAGAAACGACAACCGGAAGAGCAAGAGCAAGAAUGAAUCUUUAAAAAAAAUGUCACUCGUAUUUCUAAAAAUAUUUUUUUUUUUUUAAUUCUUUUGCUUGCUCUUUCCGAAAAAUUCUUGGGUUUUGUAGAACUUUUUUGAUUUAUUUCUUAGUUUUUUUCGUAACUUUUUGAAUUAUAUUUUCUUUUUUUUGUUCCUUCUUUCCUUUUUUAUAUUCCUUUUGUUAUCUUGUUAUUUUUCUUGUUUUUUUUUGUAAACUCUUGAGUCUUAUCAAUUAAACGAGUUAAA